AUGGAUAAACCAACAACCAGUCAGCAAUCCGUUGAGAAGGUGGAAAUGUUCGAAGUCCGCGAACAUGUUCCUUACCAAGCAGAGGUGACGAGAGCUCCCACUGCGUACGACCAAGAGAGUGGAGAAACUCAUUACACCUCGUCCUGGUACUCCGCGUGGUCCGCUAUCUGCCAGCUGAUUAAUUUACUCCAUCACAUGCAAAUAGCUAUUGUGGUGUUCUGUUUAUGGCAUUUCGCGUUAACCUCACAGUCUGACGGAUCUAUAACUAAUUUACAACUGCACAUCGUAUUUGCUGGAACUGGUUAUCAACUAUUUCUCGUCGAGUCUGUUUUGACGCUGAACAGACAUAACUCGUGGUCUUUCCAACUAACGACAGAUAGCAAGAGAAUCAUUCACGGAUGCCUUCAAUUAAUCGGUUCUCUCUUCGUCCUCGCUGGCACAUUUCUGGCACUGGCAGAGGUGAACAUGCAGAUCAACACAGCCCAUGGCAUAUGCGGUGUCGUCGCUUUAACAUUUACCCUGAUAAGCUUUGUCUCCGGCAUCAUAGCAUUGUUCUCCUCAAAAGUUCGAUUACUGAUCAAGAGCGGACCAAUUAAAAUCCUCCACAUCGCGGUUGGUAUGUUUGCAAUAUGCAUGGGUCUUAUAUCUAUAAUAAUGGGAUUGAACAUGGAUUACUUUAGCGCCACCCAAGGCGGUUUAUCGACGGCGUUAAUUGUACUUGUAGUUAUUAUUCUGUUUUAUGUAAUUAUUCAACCAAUUGUAGACUUAAUUUCGACAACCAGAAAUACUAUGUGA
This is a messenger RNA of Nymphalis io (European peacock), 795 nucleotides long. RefSeq lists its product as uncharacterized. The coding region runs from base 1 to 795 and encodes 264 amino acids. Lineage: Eukaryota; Metazoa; Arthropoda; Insecta; Lepidoptera; Nymphalidae. The record is from RefSeq and is a predicted model, not a curated record. Gene Ontology annotation, molecular function: transmembrane monodehydroascorbate reductase activity. The transcript is spliced from 3 exons.